Molecule: messenger RNA, 4383 nt
Organism: Mytilinidion resinicola
Lineage: Eukaryota; Fungi; Ascomycota; Dothideomycetes; Mytilinidiales; Mytilinidiaceae
Exons: 8
Coding region: 1-4383 (1460 amino acids)
Biological process (GO): transmembrane transport
Cellular component (GO): membrane
Molecular function (GO): ABC-type transporter activity; ATP binding; ATP hydrolysis activity
Source: RefSeq, a predicted model, not a curated record
AUGCCCUUUUCUACUGGCAAGGAGGACCUGCUCCAGCUGAACCGAGAGCAAUUCGACUUCAACGUACAGUUCGAGCAGCUGUUCUUCUCCAUCAUACCGUCAGUGUUGUUCAUCGUAACAUCAGUAUGGCGCACGCUUUCCCAAGCACGAAAGCCCUCCGUGGUGAAUGCUCCGGUUUUCCAGCUCAUUAAAGUGGGUGCUAUCAUAACCUAUGUUGCGCUUGAACUCGCACUCCUCAUCUUGGCUGCGGCUGGAUUCUUCCGUGUGACCAGCAUGUUUAUUGCUGCAUCUGCCCUCAAACUCGUGUCAGCUCUCCUAAUGAUAACGCUCAGCGCUGUUGACCACAGUAGAAGCCCGAGGCCGUCCGUGCUAUUAAGUAUCUACUUGUCUCUGACUCUUCUCCUAGACGCGGCUCAGGCUAGAACGCUGUUUCUGUCAUCACUUGGCAAGCCCGAGCUUACCUACAGCAGCAUAUUCAGUGCUGCUAUAGCCCUAAAAGCUGCAGUAUUGCUGUUGGAAGCCAAAGAAAAGUCCCCAUGGGUACGCUGGGACGAGAAAGAGCACAGUCCAGAGGAGACGAGUGGCAUAUUUUCCCUUGGCGUCUUCUUCUGGCUUAACAAGAUGUUCCUCUUGGGAAACAGCAAAAUCUUGACCGUUGAGGACCUGUACCCUCUCGACAGCGCCUUUGACGCCAAGACGCUCCACGACGAGUUCUCUAAGAACAUAGAUUACUCCAAACUGAGGGGCGAUAAGUUUGGUCUGCCAAAGGUGCUCGUACGCACACUCAGAGUCCCUCUUCUAAUUCCCAUCCUCCCACGCCUCGCGAUGCUGGGUUUCACCUUUUGUCAACCGCUUUUUAUGGAAAAGCUUUUAGACUACCUAUCCCAGCCUGAGCUCGACGCAAAUGUCGGAUAUGGCCUUAUCGGCGCCAGCAUGUUGAUUUACUCGGGAAUUGCUAUCUCCACGGCCUUAUACUGGUACUUCCACAACCGAGCGCGUACUAUGACAAGAUCGAUACUAGUCACCGAGAUCUUCAUUAAAGCCACGAGGGCUCGAAUCGGAAUCGCCGAUGACAGUGCUGCGCUGACUUUAAUGAGCACAGACAUGGAGCGAAUUAGGAUUGGCUUAAGGUCUCUGCAUGAGAUUUGGGCCGGCAUGAUACAGGCUGCUCUAGCUGCGUGGAUGCUGUACAACCGACUUGGCGUGGUUUUCGUGGCACCCAUCGGGAUUGUUAUAGUCUGCUUCACCGGCUUGGGGAUCCUAAUGAGCUUCACUGGGGACUCGCAGAGAGCCUGGAUGGCAGGAGUCCAGAAGCGUGUUGGUCUGACGGCCACGGUCAUCGCCAACAUGAAGAACUUGAAGAUAUCUGGCCUCUCUGCUGCCGUCAGCAGCUUUGUGCAGAAGCUCCGCCUUGAGGAGCUAGCGGCGGGAGCCCGAUUCCGCAAGGUAUUCAUCACUGCGGCCCUCUUUGGCUUCAUUCCGCAGCUAAUCAGCCCGCCACUAACCUUCGCAUUUACUCAACAAACAUUGGAUGCCUCAACAAUGUUCACGUGCCUUGCUUUCCUUGCGCUUUUGACCAACCCGCUGUUGCUGAUCUUCGACUCCUCCCCCCAGCUCGUCUCUGGGCUGGCAUGUUUGGGCCGAGUCCAGGCUUUCUUGGAGUGCGAGACUCGCCAUGAUUUUCGCCAAGUUCUUGCUGAAGUAAGGCAUAAUGCAGAAAAGGCCCCAGAUGACACCGAAUCUUCGUCUGAUUCGGCAUUGAUCAUCCGAAACGGAAAUUUCGGUUGGGAAGCAGGCAAGUCCGUCUUGCGGAACGUAAAUACUCGAAUCUCCAAGUCCUCACUCACCGUUGUCGUCGGACCCGUUGGCUCCGGGAAAUCUACGCUCUGCAAGGCACUACUUGGAGAGAUACCUUUUAGCGAAGGUAGCGUGAUUUCAAGUAGGUUCGCUCACAUUGGAUAUUGCGAGCAAACGGCAUUUCUCUUGAACGGGUCGAUCAGAGACAACAUCGUGGGAUUCUCCCCUUUCAACAACGAGAGAUAUGCGGAAGUCAUCGAUGCUACGGCUUUGAGCUUCGACUUUACCACGCUCCCGCAAGGAGAUCAAACAAAUGUUGGAUCUGAUGGAAUCACAUUAUCAGGGGGCCAGAAACACCGCGUUUCUCUCGCGCGAGCUCUGUAUCUGCAGUCGGACUUGCUAGUUCUCGACGAUAUCUUCAGUGGGUUGGAUGCGGAUACCGAGGAACGGGUUUUUCAGCGAGUCUUCGUGCCAGGUGGACUACUCAGGCGACGACGCUCUACGGUCGUGUUGUGCACCCAUAGCAUCAAACACCUACCUGCAGCGGAUCACAUAAUAGUACUCGGAGAGGGCACCGUUGCCGAGCAAGGUAGUUUUGGGGAACUGAUGACCGGUCAAGGUUAUGUUCAGCGUCUGAGAUUAAAGGGUUUUCCAGAUAGCGAUGCUUCGUCCGAGACAACUACGUCAAUGCGGAGCGUGCAGGGAUCGAAGCAGCAACUACUCCAUACGACAACGAACGGCGCAGUGCCUCUUGCGCCGGACACCGAUAAAUCGAGGCAAGUUGGCGAUAAAACGGUAUACAAGCAUUACGUCAAGAGCAUGGGUUUGUUGCCGGCAGCAUUUAGUCUGCUCUUCGCCAUUCUUUGGGGUUUUUUCACGAACUUUCCAUCAAUCUGGCUCACGUACUGGACUGACGACGUCUACUCGGAACAUCCGGCGCACUCUUACGCUUACUACGCCCGGAUAUAUGCUUUGUUCCAAGUAUGCGCCCUGGUAUCGCUGCUUCUCCUCGCCAUAACGCUCUGGGUUGUCGUUAUAAAACGAGCAGGUGCCAAUAUUCACCAGGAAGCCUUGCGAACUCUUAUUCGAGCACCAUUGAACUUCUUCACCAAGACGGAUACUGGUGUCGUUACAAACCUAUUUUCGCAGGACCUGAACCUCAUAGACACGGAGCUACCAGAAGCAACGUUGAACGUUUUGUUUUGCAUCUUUCAAGUACUCGGGCAAGCGGCUGUCAUGCUUACUUCGUCCGUGUGGUUGGCCAUAGCCUAUCCGCUCAUCGGCGCUAUAAUGUAUGUAGUGGGAAGGUUCUACCUGCGGACUUCCAGGCAGCUCAGAUUUCUUGACCUUGAGGCUAAAAGCCCCUUAUACACACAUUUCCUUGACACUGUUAAGGGCAUCACAACUCUGAGAGCCUUCGGUUUCCUUCCCGACGAUGUCCAAAAGAACGCUCGCUUGAUUGAUACUAGCCAACGACCGGCGUACCUCCUCCUCAUGAUUCAAGAGUGGCUCAACCUCGUUCUUGGCCUCGUAGUCAUGCUCAUAGCAGUGGUCCUGGUUACUCUUUCCGUCCGGCUUCACUCCAAGUCUGGUUUCGCCGGCGCUGCUUUGUACAGCCUCAUUUCUCUCGGCGAAAACCUCACGGGCAUGGUCCUACAAUACACUAGGCUAGAAACCUCUAUUGGAGCGAUUGCCAGACUCAAAACGUUCAACGAAACCGUCAAGCCGGAGGACAGAGAUGAAGAGGACAUUGUUCCUCCCGAACAGUGGCCUCACGCGGGCGUGGUAGAAUUGAAGGGUGUAUCCGCAGCUUAUGAUGCGGAAGUCCAAAUCGACGGCACACCCAACCUAGCUCUCCGCGACAUCCACCUGACAAUCGACUCGGGCGAAAAGGUAGCCAUCUGCGGCCGCACUGGCAGCGGCAAAUCCAGCCUCAUCGCGCUGCUUCUCAAGCUCCUCGAUCCCCUCUCCGAAACUGCAGGCAACGCGAUUAUCGACAACACGGAGCUCCGUCGCAUCCACCGGCCCGCGCUACGCCAGCGCAUCAUCGCAGUGCCACAGGAAGCCGUGUUCUUGCCCGACAGCACUACCUUCCAGACCAACCUGGAUCCGUCCGAUGUCUCAGCGCCCGAGGAAUGCCAAGCGGUUCUCGCGGCCGUCGGCCUGUGGGAGUUUGUUCUCGAGCGCGGCGGUCUGCACGCAGGAAUGAGCUCGGGGACGCUCAGCGCCGGGCAGCGGCAACUCAUCUCGGUUGGGCGCGCGCUGCUUCGACGUCGCAUCCGGGCGCGGAAUCUAGAGCGUAUGGGUAUAUCUGCAGACAGCGGUAUCUUGUUGUUGGAUGAGGUGAGCUCGAGCGUAGAUCACGAGACGGAACGUGUGAUUCAGGAGAUCAUCAGGACGGAAUUCAAAGACUACACGGUUAUAGCGGUGAGCCAUCGGUUGGACAUGAUUAUGGACUUUGAUACAGUCGUUGUCAUGGACUCGGGAGCGGUAGUGGAGGUUGGGAAUCCCGCGGUGUUGGCUGGGGAAGCGGGGACGAGGUUUGGGGAUUUGGUGAGGGCUGGGGCUAAGGAGAAAUCAAGGUGA